This is a messenger RNA of Vicia villosa (hairy vetch), 1083 nucleotides long. RefSeq names its product cytochrome b561 and DOMON domain-containing protein At5g47530-like. The record is from RefSeq and is a predicted model, not a curated record. The transcript has 3 exons. The coding region runs from base 1 to 1083 and encodes 360 amino acids. NCBI's taxonomy places the organism in Eukaryota, Viridiplantae, Streptophyta, Magnoliopsida, Fabales, Fabaceae.
AUGGCUACCAUUCAAAAACUUCUCUUGUUUGUCACACUCUUCACGUCAUUCGUUAACCCUACAACCUCACAACCAUGCAACUCAUACAAAUUUCCAAACAGCCUUAACUAUGUCACAUGCAAGGAUUUACCCAAAAAUAAUGCAAGAGAUUCAAGUUGGAUUGCUUGGGCCAUAAACCCUAACUCAAAGGGUAUGUUAGGAUCACAAGCCCUAAUUGGAUAUCGAAAAUUUGAUGGAACUUUCAAAGCUUACACUUCAUCAAUAACAAGCUACGCAACUAUGUUACAAGAGGGUAAUAUUAGUUUUCCGGUUUAUAAUCUUUCGGGAAUGUAUAUAAACGGUAGUAUGAUGAUCUUUGCAAGUUUACAACUUCCUCAAAACGUUAGCAUGGUUAAUCACGUUUGGCAAGAAGGAUUGGUUGCUGAUGAUGGAAGUUUCAGAUCACAUGCGUUAACCGGAUCAAAUGUUCAAAGUUUUGGAACUUUGGAUUUUAAAUCUGGGAUUGUUUCUCAAAAGAUUGAUGGGAAGUUAAAGUCAAGAACCACACUGAAAAAUGUACAUGCAAUUCUAAAUGCAAUAAGUUGGGGAACAUUGAUGCCAAUUGGAGUAAUAUUAGCUCGUCACUUGAAAUCAUUUGAAGGAUUAGGAUCAACAUGGUUUCACUUGCAUAGGGCAUGUCAAUCUAUAGCACUAUUAAUUGGUACUAUUGGUUUUGGCACUGGCUUAUACAUGGGAAAUCAUCAAGGACUACAUAACACUCCACAUAGAUGCGUUGGAAUCACCCUAAUGACAUUGGCAUUGGUUCAAGUUUUUGUUGCUUUUUGUCUUAGGCCAAAGAAUGAUCACAAGUAUAGAAUAUUGUGGAACAUUUUUCAUUUGAUAGUUGGUUACACAACUGUUGUCUUAGCUAUAUGGAAUGUCUUCAAAGGGUUUGAUAUUUUGGGAGGUGGUUUCAUUUGGAGAAAUAUAUAUGGUGCUGUAAUUGGAUGUUUGGUUUUUGUUGGUUUGGUGUUAGAGGUUGUAACUUGGAUCAGAUUAUGGAAGAAGAAUAAUAAGAGGACAACUCAAGAACUUGGUCUAUAG